This is a messenger RNA of Paraglomus occultum, 1644 nucleotides long. NCBI's taxonomy places the organism in Eukaryota, Fungi, Glomeromycota, Glomeromycetes, Paraglomerales, Paraglomeraceae. The record is from the annotation of a GenBank genome assembly.
AUGUGCACUCGAUAUGAAUUUGUAGCCCCGGAAACGUUCAACGUUAUUCUCGACAAUUAUCUCGAGCGGCGCUCUGAAAAGAGAAAAGCAAAAGCGUUUAUUACUCGCAAAAUGUAUGAUCUAGCUAUUAAAAUUCUGCUUAAUCCAAACGAUAUAAGAUUGGCCGACAAGCAACUUAGACACUGGGUUCGUACAACUUUUGAGCUAAGAAAAGAUGCCGAUCAAGACAAUUACAUACUUUACAAAAGAUCCAAAGGACCCAACAGUAGGCCUGCGCGGCCAGUUUGUCCGAAGGAACGCUUAUACGAAGUUCUAGCGGAAAUGCACGAUCAACUUCAACAUCCUGGCAUGACAGUGUUUUGGAACGCCAUUGCUUCUAAAUACGCAUGCAUUACGCAAGAAUUAGUGGAAAUAUUUAUCAGCAACUGUUCUAUUUGUAAUUUUUAUAAAAAUAAAGGAAGAUUGUCCAUGAAAACAAUAUUACCUUCAAAAUUCCUCACCAGGGUUCAGUAUGACUUGAUGCAUGUAACGCUACCGGAUGAAAACUUUCAAUACAUCUGCCAUGCGAGGGAUGAUUUUACCAACUGGCUAUGGACGGCUCCACUGAAAACCAAAAGCCCUCAAGAAGUAGUCAAUGCAUUGUUCAACAUGUUUAUUGUAUUCGGUGCACCGCUGAUUCUUCAGUCGACUAGCGGGAAAAAAUUCACCGCCGAAGUUAUUCAACUCUUCAAGCAAAGAUGGCCUCAAUCAAAAAUUAUUCAAGGAAAAUUGCUUCCGAGAUCGCACGAGAAUAUGGAAAAAAUAAACAACAGCUUGCAACAAAAGCUAGCGGAAUGGGUGAAUUUAAAUAAACAUAGUUGGAAUAUAGGACUUCCAAUUAUCACUUAUGAAAUUAAUACAUCAGUUUCCCGCGUGACAGGUGCAACACCAUAUGAACUGGUGUUUGGUCAAGCGCCAGUUGCAAAUUUAAAUUUAUUGAGCGAACUCGAGGAUGAAGGUGUAUGCAGUGAGGAAACCAUGCAACUGAAAAUUGAAGAAAUGCCCUAUUCUAAUAAUGAUUGUGCAUACAAUAAUGAGACUACUACCAAUGUAGGAAAUGCCGAGCUGUUAAUCGAACAGGAAAAUGCAUGUUCUGCAAACGCUAUGGAAGCAACUACCGGACAAGAAGGAGAAAAACGGGGAACUAAUUUUGAGAAUAACCAAGAUGACGAAAGUCAACAUAGUAAAAGUUCUCGUUCGCAAUGCGCAAAAUGUAACAAACCCCCCACAUCAAUAAAAGAGUUUUGGAGACAGGCAGAAUGUAUAACCGAAGAAGAUUGGGAAAGCGUAAAAGAAUUGCUAUCAUCGACCGAAGAGUUGUUGGUAGUAGAAAAAUCUACAGAUAAAUUGAAGAAACACUUGACAAUUUUAUUAAAAAAUUUGCUAAGAUUUGAGCAAAAUAACAAGUUUCCUCAAAAUGAAGUGCGAGAAUGGAACAACAAGAUAAGCGCGUGGUUACGCAUUGUAUCUGAACGCGCAAACAGCUCUCUUGAACAACCUGUAAUCGAACCGAUUACUAAAAAUACUAGUGAAGUUAAAGUAAAAAGACAGAAACGGUCAAAUGUUGCGAAAUAUCUAAAUACCAAAAAAUUACGUUUGGAGUAG